Messenger RNA from Pecten maximus, 2594 nucleotides. RefSeq lists its product as uncharacterized. Lineage: Eukaryota; Metazoa; Mollusca; Bivalvia; Pectinida; Pectinidae. The record is from RefSeq and is a predicted model, not a curated record. The coding region runs from base 93 to 2036 and encodes 647 amino acids. The transcript has 3 exons.
AAUGUUUCUCUUACUUUACCAAUUACGUCUGCACAACAAAUGGAUUGUGAUGAAUUGUGGUUCUGCGAAUACAGACUAGAUAUUUUGUUGAAAUGAAGCCGAGAAGACGAUUUGUUGUGGCCGCCUUGUUUGUGGUGCUGGCAGCCCUCUCUGUCCAUAUCGUAGCUGUAACGCUGCCGUUUUGGCAGGUAUCCACUAUCCCUACAGGUGACGUCACACAGGGACUCUGGACAACUUGUCUAACGGACAGUGGCUCGUCAGAAUGUUGGAGUUACUCAUCGGUAGAAGUAUGGCUGUUCAUCGUCAGAACGUUGGAGAUGAUGGCAUUAAUCCUCUUGUUACUGGCAGUUAUAGCAAUAUUUGUGUAUCUUCUGGACAUAUCAUGGAAGGAAAUUCUUCACGGUAUGACGGUCGUAACCCUCUUAAUGAUCGUUGUGUUAAUCCUUAUUGGCCUUAUCAUUUAUGGAGCAAAUACUCAUACGGGGCUCCUCCACGUAUCCUUCAGUCUGGCAGUAAUCGCCGCCAUACUUGCGCUGAUUGCCGCCAUUUUACUUGUUGUUGGAUGUUCCUGCUGCAAAUGUUGCCAGAGAUGGAGCACACAUGAUAAUGACCCUCACAGAAAGGUGAUGCACAGAGAGUCAACGAGAACAACUUCUCUUGUGAUCGAACGAGAACCGACUAAGGCAUGGUCUGACGACGAAACCAUAGUUACAAGAAGAUCUUCACAACUCUCAUGGAAAAGCUCGUGUAAAGUACGACCAGAGAGUGAAAUACGUACGGAAUACACCAGAUCUCCAACCAAAAUCUCGCAUCAAACUCCAGUCAAACCGUUCCAUGAUGAGGAAAGGGAGCCGUGUUGUAAAUGCUGUGGCUUCUGCUGUUUCUUUACGUGCUGUAAAUGUUGUCGUUCCGACAAGAAGAAAAGGCAACAAAGGGAGAUGAAAAGGACACUCGAGAAUACAGUAUGUGACUCAUGUGGACGGGAUUCAUACCAACGACUUAUAUAUAUUGACAAAUCAACGUCAAUCACCUCACUGCGACAAGACGAAAUAGCGACAUUGAGUACUCGGACAAAGCAAGAGCGAACACAAGCGUCAGAACAUACUAAUAUAACACAUGUACAUGGUACUAAGACUGGACAGGUUGUGAUGAUUGGAGCAACCCACGACAGAUACCAACCAGAUUUGAACAAUAGGUCUACGUGUAUGACACCGGAACAUGACGACGGAGAACGGAACCGGAAAUGGAAUUACCAUAAAUCUACACCAGUUUAUUGCGGCCGGGUACUUGUAGCCAACGUCUUCAGUGUAAGUCAGGGUCCUCACUCACCCUGUCCAGAGUCUGUGUAUUGUUGUAGCUGUAAACAUACCACACAAACCAAGUCAAAGGAGAAAAAUCCAACAGAGCAAAACAACGGGCGGAGCGAAGACUACUUGUGUGAUUGUAAACUUGGUGACACUAAGUUGUGUGAUAAAUGCGUUGCGAAACGGAAAAUAAAAACAGGUGUUGCUCAAAGCAAGAACCAAAGACCAAAACCAAGGACGGUUCAGCAAACUGACCGUGUAAAUCCUUCUAAUGCAGUUAUCCGUUCACAGCAAUUUCCUGACGACGGGAAAGACACCAUAACAAACCGUGAAGACGACGUACAGCAACGAAAACACGAUGUGUUAGAGGCGCGUCCGGCCACCAAUGACGACUCGUCCAAAGUUCAACCUUCAGAUAACUACUUCGGUUUAACAACGAACAAUAAAGGUGACAGAAUGUCUGAAAACGAUGAGGAUGCCAUUGAUAAUGACGUCGACAAUGAUUUGGUCUACAACGAUGAACAACGUCAGGAUCAAAUAGACAAUACACCGGAAUCGCCAUGGUCAAAUAAUGUUGAACUGUUAUCAACAUCGCCGACAAAUGAAACACCGUUACCGUCAAGAGCAAAUGGCGGUAAGAAACCAUUAGCUUCACGGACAAAUGGAGGCAAAAAACCCAUAUCGUCACGUGCAAAUGGAGACGAGUCCCCAAUACCGUCACGGGACAAAUAGGGAUGAAACCCCAAUACCAUCACUGACAAAUGGAGGCGAAACUCCAAUACGGCCCGGAAGAGUUGAAGAUGAACCCAUAGCACCGCGGAGACACAGAGCCGAAAUACCAGAGGCAGAUGACAAACAGGCUAGGAACCCAGUAAAAAGUCCAAGCAAGAACAAUGUUUUUACUGGUAGGAAUCCGUCACCAAAACCUGAUAGAAAUGACAAUGAUCUGCCAGACGGCAGCAAUAAACAACAAAGGAAACCAAGGAUACUCAGUUAUAAUGAUAACCAAACCAACAACAGAAAGGACGAUGGUAAACGACCAAAGUCAGAAUCGGACGCCAAUACAAAUAACACUGGAACAACAGGUGAUGAUUCAAGUACUAAACCCAGAAAGAAAAAGAAACAUAAAUGGGUACCACCUCAGUGGAAAAGCCAUUUCUAGGCGUUCUGGUUAGAUAACACCACUAUACUAAUGUACUAUAUUAAUUUUUCAUUUCAACUGUUUUCGUUGUUAUACGUUUUUUUUUCUCUUUUCGAUUAUAUACUAAUAAAAUCCCAAAGUUAAGUGUU